UUCUCUCCAUCUUUCUCUGAGAACUGAAAUUCCACCUACUACAGAAUCAUCUUCAACAAGAAGGCGAAUUUUGUAGAUUGAAUAUUGUUUUUUGCCCCCUCUUGGAAUCUGAUUUUGGGAUAUAAAUGGCUGGUGAGGAUGAUUUCACCUUUUGUCCGGUUCCCCCGCCAGUAGACGAUACUCAGAAAGUUGCCGAUGAUGUAAGCGGGAUUCGUAUAGAUGAUGUAAAUGAAAAUGCUACCGAUAAGAUUAGUAACAAGAAAAAUGGUAGUAAUAUGUUUAAAAUUAGUGGUACCUCUCAGAAGCAAGAAACAGUUGGCUCUUUGUCUUUUACUGUUACUGAUGCAUCGUCUAGCGGAGGAAUCGAUCAACAGCCCAAAAAAACAGCGGAAGUGGGUCCCGCAAGUUCAGCUAAGCCUUCAACGCCUGUAAAGAAGUCUACGGCUCGUGCGAAGGUUCCUUUUGAGAAGGGGUAUAGUCAGGUGGACUGGCUUAAGCUUACAAGAACGCACCCUGAUUUGGCAGGAUUGAAGGGACACUCGAAUAAGAGACUUAUAUCAUUGAACGAAGUGAAACAAAAUCAGUCUGAAGACUCCAUGUGGACUGUUCUAAAAGGCCGUGUCUAUAAUAUUGCCCCAUAUAUGAAGUUUCAUCCUGGAGGUGUCGAUAUGCUAAUGAAGGCAGUUGGAAAAGAUUGCACGUCUUUAUUCAAUAAAUACCAUGCUUGGGUUAAUGCAGAAUUCAUGUUGGAGAAAUGUCUCGUCGGCGUUUUAGACGUGGGCAAAUGAAGACAUUCGCUUCAUAGAAAAAAAAUGCAAUUCUUUGCAACAAUUUUAUUCCCCUGAUAUGGUUGUAGAAGCCAGAGGCAAGAGAUUCUGCUUAGUAUAUAUGUUCUUACAUAUUUGAAAGAGGGGAGACUGAUAUAAAGACAGUAUUUUUAUCUAUUGAUCAGUUUGUCUAUGUUGAGCUUCGUAUUAGCCAAUGUGUCUUUACAAUUCUUGGCAUUAAUCAUAUUCGAUUCUUGGCAUGAAUCAUAUUCGAUUUAUGUAU
This is a messenger RNA of Erythranthe guttata (spotted monkey flower), 1050 nucleotides long. NCBI's taxonomy places the organism in Eukaryota, Viridiplantae, Streptophyta, Magnoliopsida, Lamiales, Phrymaceae. The record is from RefSeq and is a predicted model, not a curated record.